AUGAAUGAGUUUAACAAAUUAGUUACCCAAACAGAAGAAAAUCGCAAUCUUCUUUGUCUCUUAAAUAAUAAAGUUGAUAGUCUACUUAAAAGGUUUGAUAAACUUGAAGGAAAAUUUUGUACCACAAGUGUUGUGAAUCAGCAUAUCACUCCCCCUGCCAGUGACUCAGAAACAUUCAAAGCUGAAAGUCAUGUUUUAAAUAGUUUUAAAAAUAUUUCUUUUUCUGAUAGUAGUAGUGAGGAAGAGAUUGGUGAAUUUAAAGAUGCAAUACAAGAGCCACCACUCUUUAUGUUUGAGAAAGAUGAUUUUAAAGUUGAAGAAGAAGUGCCAUCAAAAAGUGUUGUUUAUUCUGGGAGCCUUUACUAUAGUUAUACAAAAUCAAAAUCCAAACGUAUAUCAUCAAUGGAGUGCAAAUUUAAAAAUAAUGUUCCUGGUGCUAUUCUUGAAAUUAAAAGAAAUGAUGGUUCAUCUUGUGAUGAUGAUCUUCAGGUUAUUUGUGGUAUCAAAGCAGAAGGAAUAUAUGAAUUGGAGGAGAGAAAAGGUGAUAUUCGUUUAGUUUUACUUAAAAUAGGUGAUAAAGCUGCUGCUUUAGAACUUUUUAAUGGACUUAAUGAUUAG
Strongyloides ratti is the source of this 618-nucleotide messenger RNA. RefSeq lists its product as hypothetical. NCBI's taxonomy places the organism in Eukaryota, Metazoa, Nematoda, Chromadorea, Rhabditida, Strongyloididae. Bases 1 to 618 code for a protein of 205 amino acids. The record is from RefSeq and is a predicted model, not a curated record. The transcript is spliced from 3 exons.